AUGGGCUUCUAUUCUGGAUUAACAGUGGGUCAUAUUGCUAGCCGCUGCGAGAAGCUCCAGGAGCCUGACUACUUUAACUUGACGCUGUCCAUCUUCAUACUUCUUGGUAUUCUGGUCUCUUACCUCCCUCAGCAUUAUCGAAUCAUUGCGCGAGGCACGUCCGAAGGAAUAUCCCCAUACUUCAUCCUCCUUGGAACGACGUCCGGAACAUGCGCGUUCGCCAACAUACUUGUUUUGCCAGCUUCGAGAGCGGAUGUAGCAUGCUGCAAGACCAUAAGCACAUUUGAGUGUGCUGCUGGUCUGCUCGGGAUAGCACAAGUUGGCGUACAAUGGUUUUGCUUCAGUGUCAUUUUACUUCUCUUUCUCGUUUUCUUCCCUCGAGGGCCAACUCUUCCAAAUAACGAUGCCGAGAAACAAUAUACAUGGCGGACAGCAGUCACAGUUGCGUUUCUAUGUUUACUUCAUGGCCUGCUCGUCAUAAUAGUCAGCGCGGCUCUCAUAAUAUCACGACCCAACCAUUUGGGCAAGUGGGCGAACACCCUUGGAAUAAUGGCUACAAUCUUGGCAGGUAUACAAUACCUGCCGCAGAUUUGGAUGACGUGGCAUUUGGGGCAUGUCGGAAGUUUGAGCAUUCCCAUGAUGCUUAUCCAGACGCCGGGCAGCUUUGUCUGGUCUGCGAGCUUGGCUGCGAGGCUUGGUGUUGAAGGAUGGAGUACGUGGGGUGUUUUCUUGGUGACAGGAUGUCUACAAGGUUGCUUAUUAGUGAUGGGAAUUUGUUUCGAGAUCAAGGCUCGGAGGGAAAGAGGCGCUGGGACAGAAGUCGCUAACGGUAUCGGAAGUACGGAGACAGACGAUGAGGGAGGUACCGUUGUUGAAGAUGGGUUGAGUGAAAAUACCCCAUUGUUGAAUGGGUCGAGGAAGUCAUCUCGCACCCCAAUGCCAAAGUAA
This is a messenger RNA of Cadophora gregata, 948 nucleotides long. RefSeq lists its product as uncharacterized. The transcript has 4 exons. The record is from RefSeq and is a predicted model, not a curated record. NCBI's taxonomy places the organism in Eukaryota, Fungi, Ascomycota, Leotiomycetes, Helotiales, Ploettnerulaceae. Bases 1 to 948 code for a protein of 315 amino acids.